Molecule: messenger RNA, 2379 nt
Organism: Seminavis robusta
Lineage: Eukaryota; Bacillariophyta; Bacillariophyceae; Naviculales; Naviculaceae
Source: the annotation of a GenBank genome assembly
AUGCACCGACCAGCAAGCCAUGAGAGGAAUCAACCAAAUGAUGCCAGUGGUGGUGGACCACAAGAGGUGGAUGUGGAUGCUGUGAUCGAAAAAGCCCUCAGUGGAUCCACCUCCUCAUCCAAGCAGAAAGCACCGCCCCUUCUGGAUGUCGACGUAGAAUUGGGCAAGGAAGAAGCAGAAAUAGAAAUAGUAGUAGAAACCGCUUCGCACAGCAACAGUGACAAGCAGAGCAACCAUGUUAACUUCGAUCCACCCACGCCACAACCGAUAGCAUCGAGCCAUGUUCCUCAGACUCCCUCCUGCAAGACGAACAACGCCGCCUACACCCCCCUGUCGGCUUCCGAGCGCUCUUCCGCGUCACAGUCAUCCCGAUCCCCUGCCAUGGCGACCAAUCACAACUUGCCGCGUCGCAGUUAUACUACCCCCGUCGGCUUUAAGACGGUGGAAUUGCCCAAGGAUGUGUACAGCAUUGGGUAUUUGGCGCCACGGUUUAGUGGGCCCUUUUGGUACGCCUUGGUGGUCUUUGGCAUCCAGGCGUCUAUUUUGUGGUUGACCUUUUUGGAUUUGACCCAAGAUCAUCCGAAAUUUGUCGAUGCCAAUUUUUGGAACGUUCCACCCCAAGUAUCUACCGAAGUCUUUGUGGCGCAAUAUUUGGCCUUGUUGGUCGCCGUGUUGUCGCAAGACGAUGUUACCACGUCCCUCGUUUUCUUUAGUGUGGGAGUGGGACCUCGCUAUCCACAAGUGCAAGCGCAAUUGCAAACCAAAUAUCCCGGCAAGGGCAGUGCCACCUUUGCCCGAUAUUGGACGUUCAAUUUGCUCCGGUUUACAGAAGGGUUGGUGACCAUUCUCGUCAGUUUUGUGUUUAUCAUACAAUCCGACAAUGUUUUGGAUAUCUUUUUGAAUUUUGCCGCCGUUCAAUUCGUGGCCGAUCUCGACAAUCUCGGAUUCCGAUUGGCCGUAGAGGGUUGGUUCGGUGUGGCCAAUCAAAGUUUGGCGAAACGGAUCCUACAGGAAAAGAUUCCCUUGCGCCGAACCAAAGGGUACAUCGAUUACAUGAAUCAAAUUUUGUUGUUUCUGUUGGUGGCGGUACUGUUUUGUAUGAAUGCCGUCACGGUCCGGCAGUUGAAAACGGGGGAUUACAUUGAACGAGACGCCUGUGGAGUGGUCUUGGUCCAAUUUGGUGGACCGGAAGUCUACGUGUUCCCGCGCAAUGCGACCUUUCAAACCGGACCAACCGGCAGUAGUGCUACGGAAGAGGGAUUGCAACAACUGGCCAACAGCGAACGAUGGAUCCAAAACCACAACAACAACAACAAUCUUCGUCCCCCCGAUUUGCACUUUGCGUCCUUUUCGGGACGCUACGUGGCUGAGUUCAAUUACAAGGCAGGUCUGAAUCGGAAACGACCCGUUUAUUACGAAGCCAGUCGAGAAGGGGCGAUAGUAGUAGAAGGGUUGAGCACUACUACCACGGGUAGCCGCAUGAAGGAUUCCAGUACGGCCAUGCUUUACUUUUGCGAAACGGAAAAUGCCUGGGUCUGGACGGUCCGUGCCUUUGCGCAAGCCACAGGAGCAGACAUUGUCCCCCCUGCGACGCUGCAACGCUGUCCUCCCUACGGAUGGCUAGCGAGGUCUCCCAUCACUGAUGCGGUCACAUUGGACGAAGCACCUACGGAGGGUUGGAAGGUUUGGACGGGAACCCUCCAGGACUUGACCGAGUUGUCCAUUGCGUGUUUGGAAUGCGAAGAAGAUGCCGAUUGCGGUCUUACGGGAGGCACUUGUGGUGGGAAAGAAGAUCGUUUGUGCGAAUGCCACAAGGGCCAAACGGCGGGCGAUUUCUGCACGGAACGAUAUCCCUGUCAACAGUUGAUCCGUUAUGGAGAUGAUGACGGCCAACAACACGGCAUUUUCGAACUGGAGGCCUCCUUCUCCUACGGCCGACCAGUGUACUCUUCGAUGAUCGCCGGCAAUAUGGAGGACCCCAAAGAAGAAGGAUCCGUGGAAGUAGUGCAGUACACGGGUCGACAGUGGACGAAGUACCAACAACCCUACUAUUAUUCCGAACCCACGGAUCAAUUCCUCCCGACGGGCUCCCUUCGCUGGUACAAGGUCGACGAGACGAGAUCCCAAGGGGACUACGGUCCCAAGGGGCGAGAAAUCCCCGUGUCGCACCGAUAUUCGUGCUGGUCGCUGGACUGCAACGUGGCGUCGGCGGGAUUGUGCGGCCAGUACGGCACCUGCGUCCAAGAGCAAGUCUUGACGUUUCGUGGCGAACCUCAUCGCAACAACGUGCGGGGUGGCAAAUGCAUUUGUGACAAAGGAUACGAGGGCCAUUUUUGCGAGUUCAAACAGCAGCAUUCAGAGGAUGAUGGCGAGCUGUAG